AUGGAGGAUUACAACGGGUGCACGGAUGUGACUCUAACGGACACGGGGUACCGCCCGGGUCCGUAUGCUACGGGCCUGGGGAGUCAAGCACCCACCAACAGCGGUGUGCCGACAGGAGCAAGGAGAAAAAGCAGCAGCAGCAGCAGCGGCGGCGGCGGCGGCGGCUCUCAACAGUUAGGACAUUCACAUGGCACGGCGAAGCAUCGCCGGUCGAAGCAGCAGCACGGCCCAGCAGCAGAGCACAAGCAGCAGCACCACGACAAGCACUCACACGAGUCAAGCGAGUCAAGCGGGCAGCAGCGGCAGAGGCGGCGGUCAGCGCUGGGCAAGUCUGCGGUGUUUGAGACAGUGAAGCCCUUCACCACGUCCAUGCUGGCUGAGGCUGUAGACGGCAUGCUGGGCACUGUUGGAGGCAGCUUCAGCAAGGAGAGGUGCGCUGGGUUGGGGGGAAUGAGAGGCAGUGGGUACUACGUGGCGCUGGACUUUGGUGGGUACUAUGUGGCGCUGGACUUUGGGUCGGAGCAGCAGACGUUCUGGUUGCAGAUCGACACAACCACGCCCGUCUCCUGGCUCUCCUGCGACUGCACACAGUGCUCCACUGGCUUCACCACCGGUUCUGCGUCCCCCCCAUUCGACCCAGCGGCGUCCAAGACCAACCUGCCGCUCACCUGCGCCGACAAGACCUGUGUCAGCAUGUCCUUCAUCUCUGGAACCGCAGCUGUGGGGUGCGGUAUGGCGCGGUCGCUGCCGGGGGACCCGGACGCGUGUGAGUACGCGCAGCGGUACGGCACGACUGCGAGUGGAGGGAGCGGAGUGAGCGGGUCUCAUCAGUCACACACACCACUAAGCCCCCACUCACUCUCCCUCCUUCCCUCAAAUUCCCUCCCCACGCCUUCACACCCUUCUUUCUCCCCUUUCAUCUCCCUGCACCACCCCACCCCUUGUCCCGCAUCCCCCAUUCCUCCCUCCCUCCUCCCCUGCCCACCACUGCACCACCAGCUGUGGCAGCUACCAAACGGGAAGCCCAUCGGGCGUCUCUCAGGCGCCCGACAGGGUGUGUGGUGUGGGCUGGGAAGAUGCAUUCAGUCGAUUGUCUCCGUGCUGUGGCAAACCGGCAGCCUAUCGGGAGUCUCCCGGGCCCCUGACGGGGUGUUUGGGCUGGGACGGGGCAUCCAGUCGAUCGUGUCCGUGGCAGCAGCGCAGGGCGUGUGGGCGGACACCUUCGCCCUGUGCCUGGAGGGCGACCCGUACGCCAAGGGAACAAAGCUGGGGGCUACUGAUGCCUCUCACCCUCCCUCCCUCCUUUCCUCCCCCUUCCCUCCCAUUUCCCACCCGUCUUCCUCCCCCACCGCCCCACCCCCUUGUCUCCCCUCGCCCUAUUUCUUUCCACCAGUUGUGGAAGCUACCAAACCGGCAUCGAUCGUCUCCGUGGCAGCAGCGCAGGGCGUGUGGGCGGACUCCUUCGCCCUGUGCCUGGAGGGCGACCCGUACGCCAAGGGCAGCUACGUGGUGCUGGGCACGAGUCUGGGGCCCACUGGCGCGCAGUGGACCACCUUCAUUGAGAUCGCUGACAGUCCGCUCUACUUCAUCCUCAUCAAGGGCGUGUCAGUAGCAGGCAUGCUUCUCCCCAUCUCCGCCAAUGUGUCACACCUUGAAUCUGGCCUCUCUCUCCCCCGGCCCCCCCUCCUAUCCCUGCCCAGUCCGCUCUGCUUCAUCCACAUCAAGGGCGUUCCGCUCUACUUCAUCCACAUCAAGGGCGUGUCAGUAGCAGGCACGCUUCUCCCCAUCCCUCCGCGCAACUUCCGCCCGCCCACCCCAACGGGAGAGGGCGGGGCCGUGCUGGACUCGUCCACCACAUUCACGGAGCUCCCAGGGGACGUGUUCCACGCACUCAUCACCGCGGUGGUUGAGACGGUGGGAGGAUUCUCGUUCAGCAAUAAGGACUCAGCUUCGCACAGCCUCAUGUGCUAUAUCAACAAGGACAUUGCCUCGUAA
Messenger RNA from Closterium sp. NIES-65, 1995 nucleotides. Lineage: Eukaryota; Viridiplantae; Streptophyta; Zygnematophyceae; Desmidiales; Closteriaceae. The record is from the annotation of a GenBank genome assembly.